CGCCUUUGCGCCGAGACAAGUCUGUCACUCGUCCAUCCAGAGAUGGUUUUGAGAGUCACAAUGGCUCAGAAUCGCUUUUGCGCCGGGACAAGUCUGUCACUCGUCCAUCCAGAGAUGGUUUUGAGAGUCGCAAUGGCUCAGAAUCGCUUUUGCGCCGUGACAAGUCUGUCACUCGUCCUUCCAGAGAUGGUUUUGAGAGUCGCAAUGGCUCAGAAUCGCUAUUAAGGUCCGCUCGUCCAAGCGAGGAUAUCAGAAGACCAGCACCACCUAUUCCUCGCGUCUCUGUAGACCAGGACGUCGAGCAGCGUGUUCUCCAACGCCCUCCCGUCGAGCUGAUACACUCACGGUCUCAGCCUUUGCCUGCGAUAAAAGUACAGGUCACCCAGCAACGGGUCUUCAUUGGAGAUAUGCAAAGGUUCAACACGGUGGAGAUUACCCCAAAUACCAAUGCUGGUGAUGUCAUUGCCUUGAUUGCAAGUCAAGGAUCGUUGGAUAAUACGGCAGUCUGGAUGUUGUUCGAGCUCGCGAAUGACUUUGGCAUGGAACGCCCUAUCCGAAGUUAUGAGCUACUAUCAGAUGUCACUGCUUCUUGGAACAAAGACAAACUUCUAAAUGCAUUUGUGGUCAAACGCACCUACUUGGCACCCUUCUUGAGCCGCUCGAACAUACCUACAAGCUCCCCUACCAACCGCGGGUAUGUCGAAUAUGAGAGCAAGAAGGGCAAGUGGAGCAAACGUUGGAUGGAAUUGCGAGAGCACAGCCUGUGGUUGUCCAAGCGCGACACAGGAAAGGAUGAGACUUUCCUGUGCUCACUCUCCAGUUUUGACGCGUAUUACAUCACCAGAAAACACAAGUCUCCUAAACCGUUUGUGUUUGCCAUCAAAUCUACUGACAACAUUUCACUAUUUGAGAAUAUGUCGGACUAUGUUCAUAUUUUGUCAUGCAACCAAAAGGACGGCGAGAGAUGGAUGGAAGCCAUCCUUGUGGCGCGAUCCUACGUUCUUUUCCAGGAGCGACAUGUCCUAUUCGCAAAACCGGUGGAUUCCGCCUCGAUCUCUAACACCCUAUCUCGGUCUCAAACAAGAAAACAGUCCAUCUCUACACGCCCUAGUCAGCCUCUCGUUAAUGUCUCACCUCCCUUCAGUGCAUCAGCUACCGCCAGCGUCACAUUCGAACCUGGAUCUCUCCUGGCCAAACGUAAAGGAGAUGUCAUGUCAUGAUGUGCCUUGUGAACUGAAUAUACCCCACAUCUACUGUUCGUGUCAUUGCAUAUUGCAUAUGCAAGCUGUAACUACCUAUGUAGUCGGAUUCAAAACAAAUGUAUAC
Molecule: messenger RNA, 1326 nt
Organism: Suillus clintonianus
Lineage: Eukaryota; Fungi; Basidiomycota; Agaricomycetes; Boletales; Suillaceae
Exons: 6
Coding region: 408-1220 (270 amino acids)
Source: RefSeq, a predicted model, not a curated record